CCCUCAACUCCAUCGCCCUCAACUCCAUCUGCCCUCGACUCCGUCUGCUCUUGCAUCCAUCUUCCUGCCCUCGGCUCCUUCUGCCAUCGACUCUGUCUCCGUCGAUCUCUGGUCUGAACCGUCUGCAUCCUCCAGCAACAUGGUUGUUCUGUCGCUUCUGUGGGCAGGAGCCUUGGCAUCUCUUGCCACCCUCUCCUCGGCGUCGUCCGACAGUGCACCCGUCCAUCUCCAGAUCCGAACUGAGGAGUCGCAGCCCACUGUCGCCCCCGACUUCCCGCAUCUGGUCGGGCACGAGCGUCUGCUUUCGUGGAUGAACCGCUCGGUCGAUCCAUGCCAUGACUUUUAUGCCUACACAUGCGGCGGCUAUGAUGCCAAAUACGCCAACCAGAACCCGGCCAGUGUCCUUGCGCUCAUGGGUCGGUCCAACGCCAAGCUGGUCCAGAAUAUCUUUGAGCAAAAGAUUGAUCUGUCCUCCCAGUCUAGCGUCGAUAGCACCCUGCUGAAGAAAGCCGUUAGCUAUUACCAAGCCUGCACCGACGUCAAGCUCAUCAGCUCUCGUGGGUUUUCGCCGCUCAGGCCCUACGCCCAGAAGAUCGUGGACUAUUGCGCCCCCUCGAGUAACCACAGCGUCCCGUGGAUCUUUGGAAAGCUACAAGAGAUGGCCACGCCGCCGCUGUUUGAGACGGUCUACGACCAAGUUGCGCUGUCGUCCGACAAGGGCAUGCGGCUGAUCUUUGAUCCGGCCCCGAUGUACCAGGUCGAUCCCUCACUCGUCAAGCAGGUUCUUUCGGUCUAUGUGACCGAGAAUCUCAUCGAGCUGGGAGACUCGGAGCUGGAUCAGGUGGCCCAGUGGAUCGUCGAUCUGGAAAUUGCCGGCAUCGGACUGGUCAAGUCGAUAUCGUCCAAGCGGGACUCGGCAAUGAUAUACGAGGACAUCAGCACCUACACCAACGUCGAUGACCUCAGCUCCCUCACCAACCUCGACUGGAAGGACUACCUCGAGGCCCUGGACAUGCAAAAGGUCAAGAGUGUCUAUCUCUCCGGCGACCACGAUACCUGGAUCUCGGUGUUCAAGAGCAUCUCCAAGUUUGAUCGCCAGCACUUGGGCUACUUUUUCCUGUGGCGCCUGGCCUGUGCUCACUUUGGCAAGCUGAGCACUCCUUACUACGACUUGAGCGGCAAGAUUCUCCAGGGCAUUGUCCAAGUCCGCCGACUGGAUGCCACGCCUUACGACCGCGUCUCGGUGUACCAGGCGGACUGCGUCCGAGAAAUGGGUAUCAACCUGAACUAUCUGACCGGCUAUCUGUAUGUCAAGAACGCAUUCAAUGACACCCAACUCGCCCCGGCCGAAAGUCUCACUUCAAAUAUCCUUGGGUCCUUCAAGGACAUGAUCGCCGUGUCGCAGUGGCUGGACCAGUCGUCCAAGGACGCCGCCGAGCAGAAGCUGCGCUCUCUCACCGAGAUUGUCGGCUAUCCCGACUGGCUCAGCAACUCGCAGGUCGUCGUCGACUUCCACGCCAGCCUCGAGUUUUCGCCUACGACCUAUCUUGAAAACGCGAUCACAGCGAGCUCGUUCAAGGGCCUUGCCCUCUCGCGCGCUCAUCUCGCCAACGAAACUCGCAUCGGCACGCUGAUGGGAUAUCCGUGGGAAGUCAAUGCCUUCUACGAGCAGACCACUCUGACGAUGCAGAUCAAUGCCGGUAUCCUGCAGCGCCCACUCUUCAGCCGCAACAACCCAGACGCGAUGAACUAUGGCUCGCUGGGCACCAUCAUUGGCCACGAGGUUGGACAUGCCUUUGAUUCAACUGGAUACACGAUCGACUACCGGGGCCGUCUGCACAGCUGGUGGUCGGAGGAGUCGCGGAGGAACUUUGUCAGCCGCGCAAAGUGCUUUGCCGACCAGUACGGCAACAUGACUCUGACCCUCAACGACGGCAGGGUCGUCAGCAUUGACGGCGAGGUGACCUUGACCGAGACCAUCGCCGACAAUGUUGGCCUGAACGCAGCGCUGCGGGCCUUUUCGGGCAAGAUCGGCCAGUCCCAGCUGGACCUCCCUAUGGAUGGCUUUGCCGGCCUCACGGCCUCGCAGGUCUUUUUCAUCUCCUUUGGACAGACGUGGUGCUCCCCUCUUGCCGACGAGCUGGUGCUCCACCGAAUCUCGGACAAGGACCCUCACCCCCCGAGCCAGCUCCGCGUCGCCGGUGCCGUCGCCAAUCUGCCCGAGUUUUACACAACCUUCCAAUGCAAGCCUCCGUCCGCCUCGUCGUCGGCCGCCACCACCAACAUGUGCACGCUCUAUUAGCAGCAUCGUCGUUCGCUAGAGAACCGGGGCCAGCCAAAGGCUGCGGGCUCCGUCACGAUUCCUAUCUCGCUUGUUCUGCAUCCGGUGUAUGAACAAGAGGACCAGCUAAAUCAUCCCUUACCACACCCAUCCAGCAAUAUACACGGUGAAUGUUGCCA
Polychytrium aggregatum is the source of this 2460-nucleotide messenger RNA. RefSeq lists its product as uncharacterized. Gene Ontology annotation, cellular component: plasma membrane. Bases 140 to 2302 code for a protein of 720 amino acids. NCBI's taxonomy places the organism in Eukaryota, Fungi, Chytridiomycota, Chytridiomycetes, Polychytriales. Gene Ontology annotation, biological process: protein processing. The record is from RefSeq and is a predicted model, not a curated record. Gene Ontology annotation, molecular function: metalloendopeptidase activity. The transcript has 5 exons.